Lichtheimia ornata is the source of this 1344-nucleotide messenger RNA. Its product is annotated as 40S ribosomal protein S24. Gene Ontology annotation, molecular function: structural constituent of ribosome; phosphatidylinositol-4-phosphate binding. The record is from RefSeq and is a predicted model, not a curated record. The transcript is spliced from 5 exons. Bases 1 to 1344 code for a protein of 447 amino acids. Gene Ontology annotation, cellular component: cytosol; Golgi cisterna; trans-Golgi network. Gene Ontology annotation, biological process: Golgi to plasma membrane protein transport; Golgi vesicle budding; Golgi organization. NCBI's taxonomy places the organism in Eukaryota, Fungi, Mucoromycota, Mucoromycetes, Mucorales, Lichtheimiaceae.
AUGUCAACUAUCACACGACGACGAGUAGCAGGUGCUUCGUCAAGCACAGAUGACAACAACGCGGUCGAUGGUUCCCAUUCACCUCAUCACAACGCCACUUCACCAUCAUCAGAAAAGAAAAUAGCCUAUGACCCUGACGACAUUGACGAUAGCAAAAGCACACCUCGACUCACACUCAUGGAAGAAGUGUUAUUACUCGGUCUUAAGGAUAGACAGGGUUAUUUAUCAUUUUGGAACGACAGUAUCAGUUAUGCGUUACGUGGGUGUAUUGUGAUGGAGCUUGCUCUUCGAGGACGUAUUGCUAUGGUCAAGGAUUCCAAUCGAAGGAAAUACCCAUUGACAGAUCGAUACAUUGAGGUGAUCAACGACAAACUCACAGGCGAAGUGUUACUGGAUGAAGCUUUGAAGAUGAUGAAGAUCAGUGAAAAGAUGAGCGUUGCCAGCUGGGUUGAUUUGAUGAGCGGCGAGACAUGGAAUGUCAUGAAAAUUGGAUAUCAGCUUAAGCAAGUGAGGGAACGUUUGGCAAAAGGAUUGGUUGACAAGGGCAUCUUGCGAACGGAGAAGCGCAACUUUUUAUUAUUCGACAUGGCAACGCAUCCUAUCGCCGAUACAGCUUGCAAAGAGGAGAUUAUCAAACGUGUAUGUACAAUGCUUGUCACUCGUGUCUCAGCAUCAUCUAUCGAUUCCCAAUCAGACGUUCCACACGCUUAUCUACGCACAGUAUGCAUGAUUUGUGCAGCCUAUGCAGCCAACGUACUCGAGAACGCCUUGCUAUAUAUGCAGCCGGAUUUACGAGAACAAGCUUUCAACAAGGUGGACGAGCUCAUGAAUGAUUUCUCGACAUGGCCAUUUGCAGGAAGUGGUGCAAAGAAUGAUAUACGUCCUGGCUCUGAAUUAUCCUUGGAGGUCGUUGCAGCUACAUUGAAUGUACUUACAAAGAUGGAUGCUAUUGCCGACACUACCGUUACUAUCCGCACUCGCAAGUUCCUUACCAACCGUUUGCUCCAACGCAAGCAAAUGGUCGUUGACGUUAUUCAUCCCGCUCGCCCCAGCAUUUCCAAGGAUGAGCUCCGCGACAAGUUGGCUAAAAUGUACAAGGCCAACAAGGAAGUCAUUUCCGUUUUCGGUUUCAAGACUCACUUUGGUGGUGGAAAGACUACUGGCUUUGCUCUUAUCUACGAUAAUGUUGAAGCUUUGAAGAAGUUCGAGCCCAAGUACCGUCUUGUUCGCAUUGGUCUUGCUGAGGCACCCAAGGGUGGUCGUAAGCAACGCAAGGAAAAGAAGAACCGUGCCAAGAAGUUCCGUGGUACCAAGAAGGCCAAGGCUGCUGCUGGCAAGAAAUAA